AUGUCCGACGACAAAUCCGCGCCAACCCGAAACCCCAGAUCAGUAAACAGACUUGGUCCAAUACCAGGUUUGCGUACAAUCGACCAAAUGACACCCAAAAAUCUGACUCUGAAAACAGUUCUUGGGCCACAACUUCCUUCCAACGAUUUUUUCCGACGACGUUUGGGCCGCGUACCAUCAACGACCAGCAAAGGAGAAGGACCGUCCAACGAAGCUGGUAUCGAUAAAGGAAAAGGCCAAGCGCUCUCUGAAGAGCUUCCCGAAGAGACAACAUUUCAGGCUAGAAUCAAAGACCGAGUCAUUGGAUCCUCCGCCGCGAACUGGAGACGAACUGAAAACCCCCCAGCCCCUUCAUCAAUGCAAGCUCCGGUGCCUGAAGUUCGACCGCCGGCAAUGCAAUCCGACCUCCUAGCCAGCCUCAUCGCCGAAAUGCGCCUUCAACGCGAGGAGGAUCGCGCAAGACACAAGGACCUUAUGAAUCGGCGUGAUGUGGAGAAUGUCAGGUCCAAUCAACGGGCUCUUCUAGACGAGGAUGCCAAGAUAUCGGCCAUUGUUAACGCGGCACUUAAAAAGCUUAAACCAGAACAGAUUCUGAAUGUUGACGGAUCAAAUAUCCAGUCGUGGGACAAAGCUCUCGGUGUCAUAGCUUUCAAACGCUUUCAGGACGAAUUCUUCUACACCCCAGAAGAGGACGCAAUCGUCGAUCCGUACCAAGAGAAGAUAGCGCGAGGGAUCAUCCACUCGUCAGUUCACCCCGACCUCAUGUAUGAUCUUAUUCGACUUGAAAACUCCGCCGAAGUUUACAACCACCUACUGGUCAAAUUCCGCGUCGGGAAUCAAGCCAAGCAACUGCAAGCUUGGGAAACGUUGAAAAACCUCAACCCAUCUGACUACGGCAGCUCAGCCGAAGUGAUAUCAGCUUUCGACAGAUGCGCGAAAACUUUCAUUGAACAAGGCAUUGAGUUCACCUGGGAUAACGUCACUGCGCUGAUUUUCCAGUUGAACCUCAAGGAUCAUCUUCGACCCGCACUUGACAGAAAGGUUGAUCUCUUCAUGGAGACCCGAGAUUUCCAACUACCUGCCUCCUCCGACGUACUGCAACUGUGGGAUUUGGCUCGUAUUGAACACAGGCUAGCAGAAGAAACCGGAAGAUCGGAUACCUCGGCAAUGAACAUAAAGCUAGCUAGUCGAUCGGACAAUGUCACCCUAGCUAGCCGUAGCAAUACUAGUGUUUCAGGAACGAGCUCAGCGGCUGAAGAGGGUCAGCAAGUCAGCGCUCUGGCGCUGAACAAGCCACCUAUCUGCUACAUAUGCAAGCAGACCGGACACUACGCAACCAACUGUCCGACUAGCCGAAAAAACAACCCAAGCCACCGACCAGUGCCCAGUCGGCCCAAUCCCAACUCCCAACCUCAAUUCCCUCCAUGCUCGGUUACCUACAACUUUGACCGAGUACCAUACAUCAAACCAAUCCAACCAGAAUCAAGGGAUCCAGCGUCAACAAAGUCGGCUUCGUCUCCUUUCGUCAAACCAAAAACCACACCCACCAUGGCCAAGACAGUUGAGACACGGCAAAUCAACCCGGACUUGUUCGCCGAUGAUGAAACGGAGAAUGUUGAAUAUGUUAUCGAAGGUGAAGAUCUUUCUGCAGAACCGAGUGGUCAACGCUUCAACCUCCGAGAAAUGAUCAUUCAACGUGACAGCCAAGAAGUCAUCUGGGACUCUGGCGCAUCUGACAACGUCACCGGAGAUAGUGAAGUGCGAAUCCUCAAGGCUAAGAGCGAGGCAGCGGAUAUGAUUACGCAGACAAUCACCAGAUGGGAAAACCAAACCAACUGCAAAGUGAAAAUUCUACGUUCAGACAAUGGAGGUGAAUUUGAAUCAAAGGUUUUUGGUAAGUACCUUGGCAACAAAGGUAUUGUUGCGGAGCGCUCACUCCCCUACCACCAUUUUCAAAAUGGCGCUGCUGAACGCUACAACAGAACAGUUGCAGACAUGGGUAGAAGCAUCUUGUACAACAGCGAAUUAGGCAAGGAAUUUUGGGGAUAUGCUUUUCUCUGGGCGGCUUGGACGUUGAACAGAAUCCCAAAUCGCAUCACCAAAGACAAAACUCCGUACAAAUUUUUCUUCGGUGACAAACCACAACUGGAUCGGACGAGGGUUUUUGGUUCGAAAGCAUACAUCUUGGUAGCCCCCAAAAAACGGAAGAAGCUUGAUGAACGCGCUGUUGAAGGCCUAGUCGUCGGGCACCUACCGGAAUCAAAAGGUUGGACGUUCUGGAUCCCUAAAAAAAAGAAGCUAGUCUCCUCUGCAUGGGCCAAUUUCGGACGGAAUGCCCUACCAUCGGGGACAGUCACCUGUGCUCCAAUACCAGAGAAAGGAUCCACCGCCAAUCCACCCCAUCCGUCACCGGCGCCCGAAGCUAAACACAUGGUCCUGAAUGACUUCAGCCAAGAAGAAUUAGUUGAACAUCAAGAGACGUUAGUCGACGAAUGCAUGGAGAAUUGUGCUGAUAGCUCUUGCGACGUUCCCUCGACUUUCAAAGCCGCGAUGCAAUCUCCUGAUGCAGCCCAUUGGAAGCUGGCGAUAAACACCGAACUAGAAAAUCUGAAACGCAAGAAUGUCUGGGUUGUUAAGAAACUACCAUUGAAGCGGAGAAAACUAGGUGCGCGGUGGGUUUUUGCGAAGAAGACCAACCCUGAUGGAUCCAUCAAAUACAAAGCACGGUACGUCGCGAAAGGUUUCAAUCAAAAAGAAGGCACCGACUUCGCGCAUACCUUUGCACCAACGGCCACCUUCACUUCGAUGAGAAUUCUUCUGACGAUUGCAGCCAGGAACAACUGGCCAAUCUACAACUUCGACUUUGUUGCGGCGUAUCUGAACGCGCCCAUCGACGAGGAGGUAUGGGUGCAAGCCCCUGAGGGACUUGACGUUAAUGUUGGCGAGGCCUGUCUCCUGAGGCGCGCACUUUACGGGACGAAGCAGGCGGCGAGAUGCUGGUGGAAACACCUCAGUGGUACGCUGGCCAGUCUUGGGUAUGUAUCGAGUUACUACGACUCCAGCGUCUAUACUCUCAGCCGCAAAGAGGACAGAUCAAUCAUCUGGGUACAUGUAGACGACGGGAUUGUCACAGGAUCGUCAGACGAGGCCCUGAAACUACUAGAACAACAACUGAAAGGCUCUCUUGAAAUCAAGUGGACUGAAGGACUAACUAGCAUGGUGGGGGUGAAAAUCUUUAGGAAUCAAGACGGUUUUGAUUUGACGCAACCGCUCUUAAUUGACAAGAUUCUCAAGGAACGUUGGGACGGCGUGACCUUACACUCUACACCUCUACCUGAAGGCUACACUGCCAACACGGACACUACCAAGGCGGGCAUCAAUAGCACAGAUUUCCUUUCCACUAUAGGGAGUCUCAGUUAUGUUGCGGUUGGAACCCGGCCCGAUAUAGCGUACAGCGUAAACUACCUAGCCCAAUUCUCCAGCAGGCCCUCAGCGCACCACUGGAAAGGACUGAGACACCUACUAGGAUACCUGGCUGAGACAAAAGUGACACCGCUCAGGAUAGCACCAGACCGUUUGAACGGCCACCCGGUUGAAUGCUUCGCGUUUAGUAACAGUAGCAAGCUCGACCUGUCAAGCUGA
This is a messenger RNA of Puccinia triticina, 3642 nucleotides long. RefSeq lists its product as uncharacterized. The coding region runs from base 1 to 3642 and encodes 1213 amino acids. Gene Ontology annotation, molecular function: nucleic acid binding; zinc ion binding. NCBI's taxonomy places the organism in Eukaryota, Fungi, Basidiomycota, Pucciniomycetes, Pucciniales, Pucciniaceae. The transcript has 3 exons. Gene Ontology annotation, biological process: DNA integration. The record is from RefSeq and is a predicted model, not a curated record.